CUCUUAUGUCCUUCCGGCUGACGUCAUGAGUUACACAGCUGUCUCUCAAAUUCGCGGAACUUUCGGUUUUUCAAGCUACACAACUCUUCGUCUUUUGUUCCACUGCCCUGUAUGUAAUCUGACCAGUGAAAGCGGGUUGUUGUAUAGAAACGAAUAGUUAUAAUUAUAUGCCGGUAUUUAAAGUAAACGCUAUCUUAACUGUUAUUUAAACUUCCUUCUCUGGCUCACGUUAACUAAGCUAGCUAAGCUAAGCUAACUCCUCCAUGGCCCCCCUCCGGGUCCUGUGUAUCCAUGGUUACCGUCAGAGCGGCGGCUCGUUCCGGGAAAAGACGGGAGCUCUGCGGAAGCUGCUGAAGAAACACGUGGAGCUCGUUUACAUGAACGCGCCGCACUGUGUGCAGCAGGCCAGCGGUGAAGCUCAGGAGAAAGAGAAUGGACCUGGAGGCGACGAGGACUCGAGGGGUUGGUGGUUUUCUGAUGUCCAGGCUCGUAGUUUCAGUGCCCAGCAGCAGUGCGAGGAAAGCUUGGGGCUCGACGAGAGCGUGACGGCUGUGAGAGAAGCUGUGAAGAUCCAAGGACCGUUUGAUGGCAUCCUGGGCUUUAGUCAGGGAGCAGCUUUUGUGGCCAUGUUAUGCUGUCUUCAGGAGCAAAAACUUGAGCCAGAGUUCAGCUUCCGCUUUGCCAUCGUUGUCGCUGGUUUCCGCAGCGCAUGUGAGGAGCAUAACAAAUUCUACAGCUCUCCCCUCCAGAUCCCAUCCCUGCAUGUGUUUGGACUAGAAGACCGAGUCAUCCCCGACAACAUGAGCAAGGAGCUCCUCCCCUCCUUCCAAGACCCUCAGGUCUUGACACAUCCUGGUGGCCAUUUUGUCCCUGCUGCAUCCGCUCAUAGACAAGCGUACCAGGACUUUCUCAAAAGGUUCCAGUGAGAAGCAAAAGUCACAGAAACUCGAUCAGGUGCCUAAAUGAAUGAAGAGCCGCGAUUCAGACUCAAGCACUUAAAUAAGGCAAAAGAAUGUUGAUUAUUUAAUUAUCGAAAAAAUAUCUUGUGAUCUCAUAAUUGACUCCAGAGGCUUUCUCUGGUAGCUGUUUUUGUCCUCUCGUCUUAUUUAUGUAAAUCAAUCAAUGACUGCUGUCCUUCUCAGGGAAGAUGUCUUGUAACAGACAAUAAAAUAAA
Anoplopoma fimbria (sablefish) is the source of this 1174-nucleotide messenger RNA. RefSeq names its product OVCA2 serine hydrolase domain containing (gene ovca2). The record is from RefSeq and is a predicted model, not a curated record. NCBI's taxonomy places the organism in Eukaryota, Metazoa, Chordata, Actinopteri, Perciformes, Anoplopomatidae. The coding region runs from base 264 to 926 and encodes 220 amino acids. The transcript has 2 exons. Gene Ontology annotation, biological process: response to retinoic acid. Gene Ontology annotation, cellular component: cytoplasm; nucleus.